AUGUCCGCGUUCGGGGUCGGCGCGUCGCUCAUACGCCGCGCGACAUCCGUCAUCGCGUCGACACGCCGCCACCGCGUCCUUCGUCGCCGGAUGCAUCACGAGUCCGGGAGGAGCGCGCGUGGAGCGCCGCCGACGCGAACUUGGCCGAUGCGCCGACGUCCCCUCGGCUGGUGCGUCCGCGCCGGCGCAUCGUCGUACGAACCGCCCCCAGGCGGCGCCCUUCACACCCACCCCCUCAUGUCCAUCACGACCGGCGGUCGAUUCACGGUUCGGGAUCUGGAUCUCGUCGUGGACGAGGUGGACAUCGGCGGCGCGUGCGGGACCAUCAAGUUGGUUCGCCCCAAGUCAGAGGAUGACGUGCUCGACAUGUACGUGGAGAUUGGGCGGGAGGACGCGGACCCGUACUGGGCCGCGCUGUGGCCGUCGUCCGUCGCGCUCGCCAGGGGCGUCGCGGGCGUCGUGUUGGAUGGACGCGAAGGGAUGGACGGGACGGAGCAAGUCGCGAUGGAUGGUGGUGACCGUUAUGACUCGAGUCUGGCGGGUCUGAGCGUCUGCGACAUGGGCGCGGGGCUCGGGCUCGCGGGGCUCGCGGCGGCGAAGCGCGGCGCGAAAUCGGUGUCGUUCUACGACCGCGAACCCCUCGCGCUGCAGUGCUGUCUGCUCAGCGCGGAGGCGAACGGGCUGACGGUGGGUUCGGUGGGGCACGCCGGAACGGUGUCGGACAGGACGGAUGCCGACGGAACGGUGUGCGUCGCGGAGGUUUUCGACUGGAACGCGGUGUCCGCGGAUCAGCGCACGUUCGACCUCGUCUUGGCGUGCGACGUGCUGUACGAAGCCCACGCGGUGGCGCCGGUCGCGGCUCUGAUCCCGAAGCUGACGAACGAGGCGCCGAGGCCCGGGCGGUGGAUGCUGGCGGAUCCGCCCGAUCGCGCUCCGAAGAAUCGCGCGGCGUUUCUGGAGAAAGUCAAACUCGACCACGGGAUGGAGCUCGUCCGCGAGAGGCGGGAGACGGUGACGCGUGCCGGGUCCACGGACGACGUGCUGGUGCUGGACCUCAGGUUGCGAUGA
This is a messenger RNA of Micromonas commoda, 1068 nucleotides long. RefSeq lists its product with no specific name. NCBI's taxonomy places the organism in Eukaryota, Viridiplantae, Chlorophyta, Mamiellophyceae, Mamiellales, Mamiellaceae. The record is from RefSeq and is a predicted model, not a curated record. The coding region runs from base 1 to 1068 and encodes 355 amino acids. The transcript has a single exon.